GGUAUGUGUUUUGUUCGUGUGCUUCCCUCUGGCGUUGUCCUCCUUUGUCCCGCUGGAGAUUAGUUCAAAUACAUUUCUGUGCUGUUCUUUGUCCUGCUGCCUAUCUGCAACUAGCACGAUUGAUUCUUCUUUCAUUCUCACUUAACCUUUGUCGCGCCAAGCAGUGUUUUUUCCAUGUAGAACAAGAACAAGACAAUUCAUUUCUUCUUCAGCCGCGCGCCCGCCCGCCGACUGAUUUUACUUGCUUGUACGUGUGGAUGUACUUGGAUAUCUUUUUAUUCAAUUAUGACCAUAUAUCUUCUCAGCGUCGGCCUCCAGAAUCGCAAAAUCCAAUUCCAAAUUAUACCGGAGUACAGGCUUUUUGCGAUAUUCUUUCAGGGUGUCAAAUUUCCCCUCCCAUUUUAUUAAGACCAAAUUCACCCGGCCCAAAUCAAGUAAGUUUGGUAUAGAAAACUGGGCCGCAGCAAUCAAGAACUAAUAUGUGCUGAAGUUGAUAAUCUCUAAUAUUAGUUUGAAAAUAUAACAGCUGGUUUCCCCUUGAUUGCUAUCUUAAAACCACGUCACGUCAAGAUUUUGAUAAGCACUAGAGCCCCAAUAUUAAACAACUUAGUAACUGUUAGUACCUAGACAUUGGUCCUUCGUAGGAAAAUUGAACAAAACCAAAGAAUGCUAUUCAACUGAAAAUGCCAAAUUUGGUUUCACAGCUAUCGCACUCAAAGUCUUCAUAAUUUUGCCUUUGCGCUUGCUCAGUGAACAUAUAAUUUUCUGGCUUGGAGAUUAUAUCACAUUCUUAUAUUUAUCUCCUAAAUACAAAGCAGAGCACCAACGAGCAAAGGUCCAACAGCGAAACGCAAUGGAUAACUAUGGAGCAAUCUUUUCAUCAACAAUAAUGAGUACGAUCAAUCAAAUUCCAUGAAGUUUGAAAAUUGCUUCUACAACCACAAGGCGUCAUGCAUACUUUUUUCUGUUUUAUUCGACUUACUUUCUUGUCUCAAUUUUUAUGCUCGUGGCUUCUAGAUUGCCAUGUUUACCCAUAUCACUCAAAUGGUACCAAUCGAAGGACGAAUCGUGAAUCGAAUCGGCCAAUUAGCUAUUCGGCUGCUAGGCGACGACACACGCGUAGCAGCCUCUCGUCAGACACGUUUGACUACAGCUCUCCUGGGUGGAGCAGUGACUUAAAUGGUGAUUUGGAUGGCGAAAGUGACCCGGCUAGUGUUUAUCAGGUGGAAAAGGAUAGAAAAGAGUUCAUGAUGGAAACUUCCAGGGUUCUGGAUAACCUGUUGCAAGACUACGACAAUAGAUUGCGACCUUCUUUUGGGGGUCCGCCAGUGUUCGUGAAUGUGACGUUGCAUGUCGACAGUCUUGGUCCAAUUUCGGAGACGGAAAUGUCGUUCCGUGUGGACUUUGCAUUCCGACAGUACUGGCGAGAUGAGAGGCUCACGUUUGAGACCACAAUGAACAAUGACAUCACAUUAUCACACGAGUUCCUCGGGAAGAUAUGGCUGCCAGAUACCUACUUCCCGGAGUCUCUGUCUGCAAACAAGCAUGACGUCAUGGUCCCCAACAUCCUCCUCCGCCUCUCCCCGGACGGCACAGUGCUCUACUCAUCCCGAGUGACUGUGCACGGAAAGUGUCCCAUGAACCUCGAGAACUUCCCUCUAGACACACAGGACUGUUCGCUGAUCAUCGAGGCCUACGGCUACACCACCGAAGACUUGUCUCUCCAGUGGAAGGAGGAGAAAGGGGGAGGGGACGCUGUGGCAGUGAGUGACGCCAUUGAGCUAUCCCAGUUCAGCUAUAGAGGCCACGAGAAGUUCUCCUACACUCUCUCAUUCUCAACUGGCAACUUCUCAGACUUAGAGGUGUCUUUCAAGUUCGAAAGAACCAUUCUUUACUUCGUGCUACAGAGCUACGUACCAGCCACGCUCAUAGUCAUGCUGUCUUGGGUCAGUUUCUGGGUGGAUGCCAGAUCGAUCCCCGCCCGGGCCGCCCUCUCCAUCACCACAGUGCUGACCAUGAUCACCCUGACAGGAACAGUGAACAGUCAGCUGCCGAAAGUGUCCAACAUCAAAGCACUGGACGUCUACUUCGGCAUGUGUUUCUUCUACGUAUUCGCCGCUCUAAUUGAGUUCUCAGCUGUGUGCUAUCUCGAUAAAAAGAGCCAGAAAAUAGCAGAGCGAAAAAAGGAAGAGGCGAACUUGAAGAAAGCUCAAGAAGAACAAGAGAUGAAAACUUUCGCUCUUCUAAAAGAGGUCGACUGUCUGACCUCUCAGCCCCCCAACGAUAACUUAUCAAAUCAACAGCCAGGGUUCGGAUCAGGAAGGGGCGGCAACCCCCUCCAGCCGUUCGAGCAUGUAAACGGGGGGACCAACUCGCACACUUAUGCGCCAAACUCAAAUUAUCAAUCGUCUGCGGGAACGCAAAAACUCACACUACAACACGAAUACAGUUUCAAAACACAAAAAGCGCCAAAGAGACCCUUCAAUGUUCUUAGGGUUGAUAACUAUUCGAGAGUAGUGUUUCCUACGACCUUCAUGAUUUUGAACUUGAUAUACUGGGGUAUUUAUACUAAUUUAGUGAAGAAUAUUUAAUGUUGAAAAACUGUUAGAUAAGUAGAAUUCCGUUGUAUGUGUUAGAUAUGAAAAUUAAAUCUAGAUAUUUGAUUUUUAAUUGCAAAUAGACUGCCAUUAAAUGUAUGUUUGUGGUUAAUGAUAAUUGUAAUUCAUAUUUCUCUUUUCA
Molecule: messenger RNA, 2739 nt
Organism: Symsagittifera roscoffensis
Lineage: Eukaryota; Metazoa; Xenacoelomorpha; Acoela; Convolutidae
Product: gamma-aminobutyric acid receptor subunit beta-3-like
Exons: 5
Coding region: 951-2591 (546 amino acids)
Biological process (GO): regulation of membrane potential; monoatomic ion transmembrane transport; chloride transport
Cellular component (GO): plasma membrane; neuron projection; synapse
Molecular function (GO): neurotransmitter receptor activity; extracellular ligand-gated monoatomic ion channel activity; GABA-A receptor activity
Source: RefSeq, a predicted model, not a curated record